Messenger RNA from Panicum hallii, 2518 nucleotides. RefSeq names its product calcium-dependent protein kinase 24. Gene Ontology annotation, cellular component: cytoplasm; nucleus. The transcript has 8 exons. Gene Ontology annotation, molecular function: calcium ion binding; calcium/calmodulin-dependent protein kinase activity; ATP binding. Gene Ontology annotation, biological process: protein autophosphorylation; peptidyl-serine phosphorylation; intracellular signal transduction. NCBI's taxonomy places the organism in Eukaryota, Viridiplantae, Streptophyta, Magnoliopsida, Poales, Poaceae. The record is from RefSeq and is a predicted model, not a curated record. Bases 665 to 2197 code for a protein of 510 amino acids.
CCUUCCUGGUCGCCCAUGGAGGAUUCCUUAGAUACGACCUAGCUGCCCAGCCCAGGCAUUCCCCUCCCCCUACACCAACGCACCCUCGCUUUUCCCCAUUCCCAUCCCCGAGUCGCAAAUCGAAAGGUAGAUAUUUCAGUUGUAAUCGUCAUAUCUCCUCACCCUAUUGGAAGCCGCCUCCCUCCGCAAAAAUUCCUAUAAAAAAUGGGUGGAGCCAUCACCCACGCCGCCAAGAUCCUGUCCUCUUGCGCGGCCAGCUCGUAGCUCCACGCCGGAUUAGAUAAAGCGGCCAAUCUUUUCCCCAGCUCGUCGCCCCCUUUUCUUUUGGCAGGGUUGCAUCUUCCCCCAUGUGACACCUGAGAAAGUGAGUGCACCGAUUUCUUCCCCUUAUCGCUGUUGUUUCUUGUUUCUGGUCGUGGGUUCGUCAUAGAUAAACCUCCCAUAAAGCUUCGUUUCUCGGCUGUCGAUCUCAUCGGCAGGGUUCGCUUGCUUUCCCCGCUCCAAGAUCCCUAGCUUCCCCUGUUCUUCCGCCGCCAAUCCGCGGAAAUCCCUGGGCGAGGCGCAGAAAUUUGCAGCGAGGGAUUUUCCGAGAAGAGGUUUUCCUUCCCUGCUGCGGCGGCCUCUGUACGAUUCUUGAUCUGGGGAGUACACCUGUGGCGCGCCAAUGCAGCAGGACCCGAGCGAGAACGCCAAUGCCAAGGCGAAGCUGCCGCAGCCGGUGACGGCGCCGGCGCCGUCGUCCGGGCGGCCGGCGUCCGUGCUGCCGUACAAGACGGCGAACGUGCGGGACCACUACCGCAUCGGCAAGAAGCUGGGGCAGGGGCAGUUCGGCACCACCUACCAGUGCGUGGGCAAGGCCGACGGUGCCGAGUACGCGUGCAAGUCCAUCCCCAAACGCAAGCUCCUGUGCCGGGAGGACUACGAGGACGUCUACCGCGAGAUCCAGAUCAUGCACCACCUCUCCGAGCACCCCAACGUCGUCCGCAUCCGCGGUGCCUAUGAGGACGCGCUCUUCGUGCACAUCGUCAUGGAGCUCUGUGCCGGUGGCGAGCUCUUCGACCGCAUCGUCGCCAAGGGCCACUACAGCGAGCGCGAGGCAGCAAAGCUCAUCAAGACGAUAGUUGGGGUGGUGGAGGGGUGCCACUCGCUUGGUGUCAUGCACCGGGACCUCAAGCCGGAGAACUUUCUAUUUGCCAGCACCUCUGAGGAAGCCCCGCUCAAGGCCACUGACUUUGGGCUCUCCAUGUUCUACAAGCCCGGUGAUAAAUUCAGUGAUGUUGUUGGGAGCCCCUACUAUGUUGCACCAGAGGUACUACAGAAAUGCUAUGGUCCAGAAGCUGAUGUUUGGAGCGCAGGGGUGAUUCUGUACAUUUUGCUUUGUGGUGUCCCCCCAUUUUGGGCAGAAACUGAGGCGGGAAUCUUCAGGCAGAUUCUGCGAGGCAAACUUGAUUUUGAAUCUGAACCCUGGCCAAGUAUCUCUGAUAGUGCUAAGGAUCUGGUCCGUAAUAUGCUUACUCGGGAUCCUAAAAAGAGAUUUAGUGCUCAUGAGGUUCUUUGUCACCCAUGGAUCGUUGAUGAUGCUGUGGCACCUGAUAGACCUAUUGAUUCUGCUGUUUUGUCAAGGUUGAAGCAUUUUUCGGCAAUGAACAAGCUCAAGAAGAUGGCAUUGAGGGUUAUUGCUGAAAGCCUGUCUGAGGAAGAGAUUGGGGGCCUCAAGGAGCUGUUCAAAAUGAUUGAUACAGACAAUAGUGGUACUAUAACAUUUGAUGAGCUGAAAGAUGGCUUGAAAAGGGUAGGCUCAGAAUUAACAGAGAACGAAAUCCAGGCUCUAAUGGAAGCAGCUGAUAUUGACAACAGCGGUACAAUUGACUAUGGUGAAUUCAUUGCAGCUACGUUGCACAUGAAUAAGCUGGAGAGGGAGGAAAACUUGGUUUCAGCAUUCUCAUUUUUUGACAAAGAUGGAAGUGGCUUUAUAACCAUUGAUGAGCUGUCACAAGCAUGCCGUGAAUUUGGUCUUGAUGAUGUUCACCUUGAGGAUAUGAUUAAAGAUAUUGACCAGAACAAUGAUGGGCAAAUUGACUACAGCGAGUUCACGGCAAUGAUGAGGAAGGGGAAUGCUGGUGCAGCAGGAAGGAGAACCAUGAGGAACAGCUUGCACUUGAAUCUUGGCGAGCUCUUGAACCCCAGCAAAACCUAGCGCAUGCAGGAAGGCCUUGCUGGGUACAUUCUCAUGGCGUCUGAAGUUUUGGCGCGUCAUCGACUUGCUAUCAACUGGUCUAGUAUGAGACGUUGAGUGGCUAUCCUGUGGUAUUACUGAGGUGCUGGAGGAUUUUCGUAGUACUGGUGGUAUCAGCUAGAGAAGAGAGAUGGUACACUGUGGUUACUAUAAUCAACUGCUUAUAUGUAUUACUGUGUCCAUGUAGAUUGAACAUUGUCUAAAAUCUUCCCUAGAAGUACAACUUCUUUGCUGUUAAGUUUCAAUUUAGGUUGGUAUUAAAUGGCACUUUCUAGCUCUAAA